AUGAAGCAGCAGCAGAUCAUGGCGGAUGGCCCCAGGUGUAAGAGGCGAAAGCAAGCCAACCCGAGGAGGAAAAACGUGCUGAAUUACGAGAAUGUGGUGGAGACAGGCUCGGAGACGGACGAGGACGACAGGCCACUUGUCUCUGAGGAGGACGGCCUGCUCAACGGUGACGGGAGCCCAGCAGGCCUGGCCCCCCCGGACGCCUCGCCGGCGCCCGCCAAGGAGGACGACGAUGACAACGACGGAAGAGAUGGAGGGGCGGAGCAUGCGUGGCAUAAUGGCGACCUGCUGAGAGCAUCGCUCAACGGAACUGAUGAAAUGAAGGACGAGUUUGACACUAUGGGACCGGAGGCCAUGCUCCACGCGAUCGGAAACGGUGCAGUGAAGGGCAUCGACUGCAGCCCGGAGUUUGAGGACUUCUUCGGCAAGCAGAAGCUGCACGAGGCCGAGAAUCACAUGGGCAGCAUCGCCGAGUACCUGCACCGCGCCGACACCGCCGUCAUCUACCCCGAGGCCCCCGAGGAGCUGUGCCGCCUGGGCACGCCCGAGGUCACCGGGCCCGAGGAGAAUGACCUGCCACCUGGAACCCCAGAUGCAUUUGCCCAGCUGCUGACGUGCCCGUACUGUGACCGCGGAUACAAGCGGCUGACGUCACUGAAGGAGCACAUCAAGUACCGGCACGAGAAGAAUGAGGAGAGUUUCUCCUGCCCCCUGUGUAGUUACACGUUCGCCUACCGCACCCAGCUGGAGCGGCACAUGGCUACACACAAACCUGCCCGUGACCAGCACCAACUGCUGAACCCCGGAGCUGGCAACCGCAAGUUCAAAUGCACAGAAUGCGGCAAGGCCUUCAAAUACAAACACCAUCUGAAGGAGCACCUGCGGAUCCACAGCGGCGAGAAGCCAUACGAGUGCCCCAACUGCAAGAAGCGCUUCUCCCACUCCGGCUCCUAUAGCUCCCACAUCAGCAGCAAGAAGUGCAUCGGGCUCAUCGCCGUCAACGGGCGCGUGCGUGGCGGCAGCGGCGUCAAGCCGGGCUCCUCCCCUACGUCGGCGUCUUCCUCGCCCACCAACUCGGCCAUCACGCAGCUGCGGCACAAGCUGGAAAACGGCAAGCCGCUGGGACUCCCUGAUCCGGCGGCCCACAUGAACAUCAAGACCGAGCCGCUCGACUUCAAUGACUACAAGCUGAUGCUGGCCUCCCACGGCUUUGGCGGCCCAGGCCCCUUUCUCAAUGGCGGGAUGGGCAACGGGAGCCCUUUGGGCCUCCACGCCUCAGCUCAGAGCCCCAUGCAGCACUUGGGAAUGGGGAUAGACUCACAACUGCUUGGCUAUCCUUCCAUCGGGAACAACAUGAGCGAGGUGCAGAAGGUCCUCCAGAUUGUAGACAACACUGUGUGCAGGCAAAAGAUGGACUGUAAGCCAGAGGAGAUCUCCAAGCUGAAGGCCUACAUGAAGGAGCUUGGCGUUCAAGUCGAGGAGCAGAAGCAGGGUUUGUCGUCCGCGGCGGGCCAACAGGUCGGUCUCCCUGUCGUUAGCCACAAUGGCGCCACUAAAAGUAUCAUCGACUACACGCUAGAAAAGGUGAAUGAAGCCAAAGCUUGCCUACAGAGCUUGACCACGGACUCAAAGAGACAAAUUAGCAAUAUCAAAAAGGAGAAGUUGAAUCACAUGGCAGAGUUAGGUACCGAGGACAGGAUGCAUGAGAACAACACCGUGUUCACAUCUUUCUCCUGCCAGUACUGCAAGGAAACCUUCCCCGGGCCGAUUCCCUUGCACCAACACGAGAGAUACCUGUGCAAAAUGAACGAGGAAAUCAAAGCGGUCCUACAGCCUAACGAAAACCUCGCACCCAGCAAGCCUGGCACAUUUGUGGAGAAGCAUGCCAUGCUGCUGUCCUCCAUGCUUUCUGAUAAGGGUGUGACGAGCCCCAUCCACCCCUACAAGGACCACAUGUCUGUGCUCAAAGCAUACUUCGCCAUGAACAUGGAGCCCAACUCGGAGGAGCUGCUCAAGAUCUCCAUAGCGGUGGGCCUCCCUCAGGAAUUCGUGAAGGAAUGGUUCGAGCAGCGGAAAGUCUACCAGUACAGCAACUCCAGAACCCCACCACUGGAGCGGAACAGUGGGGAGGUGGUGCUGGCUGCCACCAACCACACCCCUGCCAAAGACCCAAUGGCGGCUCGGUCCCCGGUGUCCCUGGUGAAGCCGGCCGAGCGUAUCACGUCUCCCGCCAUAGCUGAGCUCCACAAUAGCAUCAACAGCUGCGAUACCCCCCUCAGGCUUUCGAAAACCGCCCAGUUUGCUGGUGGCAAGCCAUCGGGCGAGAAAUUGGACCACUCAAGGAGCAACACUCCUUCGCCGCUAAACCUCUCUUCCACGUCUUCAAAAAACUCCCACAGCAGCUCGUACACUCCAAACAGCUUCACCUCUGAGGACCUUCAGGCUGAGCCAUUGGACCUGUCCUUGCCAAAACUGAUGAAGGAACCUAAAGGCGUGGUGACGGCAAGGAGCCGGCUGAAACUCGCCAGUGUCAGCAAUGACCACCACCGCCUUCCCACCCCACGUGAGCACUUGGACGAGCCUUUGAACUUAGUGUAUCUCAAGAAGGAAUUUUCCGGCUCCAACAAUAGCAGUCUCGACAAAAGCACUAGCCCCUUGUUCAGCAUCAACCCCUUCAGUGCCAAGCCGCUGUAUACGUCGCUGCCCCCGCAGAGUGCAUUUCCCCCGGCCACUUUCAUGCCCCCGAUGCAGGCCAGCAUCCCGGGCCUGAGGCCGUACCCGGGGCUGGAUCAGAUGAGCUUCCUGCCGCAUAUGGCCUACACAUAUGCGGCCGGCGCCGCGACGUUUGCCGAAAUGCAGCAAAGGAGGAAAUACCAACGGAAACCCGGUUUCCAGGGGGAGCUGCUGGACGGCACAGCAGAUUAUAUGUCAGGCCUGGAUGACAUGACAGACUCUGACUCCUGUCUGUCCCGGAAGAAGAUUAAGAAGACAGAAAGUGGUAUGUACGCGUGUGACUUGUGCGACAAAACAUUCCAGAAGAGCAGUUCCCUCCUAAGACACAAAUAUGAGCACACAGGUAAACGGCCCCACCAGUGCCAGAUCUGCAAGAAGGCCUUCAAGCACAAGCACCACCUGAUCGAGCACUCACGGCUGCACUCGGGCGAGAAGCCCUACCAGUGCGACAAGUGCGGCAAGCGCUUCUCGCACUCGGGCUCCUACUCGCAGCACAUGAACCACCGUUACUCCUACUGCAAGCGGGAGGCAGAGGAGCGCGAGGCGGCCGAGAGGGAGGCGCGGGAGAAGGGCCACCUGGAAGCCACAGAGCUGCUGAUGAAUCGGGCGUACCUGCAGGGCAUGGCACCGCAGGGUUACCCCGACCUGGAGGAGCGAGGCGCCAUCUUGAGGGACGGCGUGGAGGGCGUCAUGAGAGAGCGGCAGGAGCAAGUCGAAGGGACGUACGCGAAGAGGGGCGGGCGGGAUGAUGAGGAGGAGUUUGAAGAGGAGGAGAGUGAGAACAAGAGCGUAGACACGGACCGGGACACACUGCGGAGCGAGGAGGAGAACGGAGAUCACUCCAUGGACGACAGUUCGGUAGAUGGCAAGACGGAAACCAAAUCGGAUCACGAGGACAACAUGGAAGAUGGCAUGUAAGGAAACCACUGCAUCCGGAAGCGUCCAGUGCUUCCGCUGUUUUGUUUCCCCAGUAGAGUCGUUAAUGCGCUUGAUUUCACGACACACUGCUGUGUUCGAGCUGUACAUGCACGUGCCUGAGGACUCUGGGGGGCUUGUUUGGAUGGACUCAA
Molecule: messenger RNA, 3803 nt
Organism: Brienomyrus brachyistius
Lineage: Eukaryota; Metazoa; Chordata; Actinopteri; Osteoglossiformes; Mormyridae
Product: zinc finger E-box-binding homeobox 2-like
Biological process (GO): regulation of transcription by RNA polymerase II; anatomical structure development
Molecular function (GO): RNA polymerase II cis-regulatory region sequence-specific DNA binding; DNA-binding transcription factor activity, RNA polymerase II-specific
Source: RefSeq, a predicted model, not a curated record